CAAAUAAUGAUUCUUUCGAAAAUGAUAAUUCUUUUGAAAAUAAUCAUACAACGAAUAAUAAUUCUCUCGAAAAUAAUCAUACAACAAAUAAUAAUUCUCUCGAAAAUAAUGAUUCUUUCAAGAAUAAUAAUUCUUUUGAAAAUGAUGAAAAUAAUGACUCCUUCAAAAAUAAUGAUGUUGAUCCUUUCGAAAAUGAUGAUUUUUUUGAAAAUGAUUAUUCUUAUGAAAAUAAUGAUUCUUUCGAAAAUAAUUAUGAGGCAAAUAAUGAUUCUUUCGAAAAUGAUUAUGAAACAAAUGAUGAUUCUUUUAGAAGUGAUUCUUUUGAAAAUAAAGAUUUAGUGGAAAGUUCAAAGAAUGGAUCUACAAGUAAUGUUGGUCCCGAAAUAAUGGUUAUAUCAGAUGAUAGUGAAUCCGAAGCAGAAAUUAUUUGUGAAAAAGGAAAAUCAAAAGCUAUUCUUAUUGAACCGCAAGUAAUAACG
This is a messenger RNA of Dentiscutata heterogama, 479 nucleotides long. The record is from the annotation of a GenBank genome assembly. Lineage: Eukaryota; Fungi; Glomeromycota; Glomeromycetes; Diversisporales; Gigasporaceae.